UAUCAGCCUCUAGAUGAUCAGAUUCGGCAUGACCUGGAUGCAGAAUAUGUUGCGUUUCAUGACGAAUACAUUCAAUACAUUGAACCCGAUGACGUGAGGCCAUGGAAUCCAGAGCAAGCGCGAUCACGGCGGCUUCCAGUGCCAUCAUUAGAGACUUCUCCAAUCUCGCGCACAGAAACAAUUGACCUAAGCAAUUUUGCAGUGCGAGUUUUCUGGCCGUAUGGAGAGCGUCCAUCUGCUGGUUGGCCGGUGCUGGUCUGGUAUCAUGGUGGUGGAUGGGCGGUUGGGAGCAUCGAAAGUGAGAACGAUUUCUGUACAAAGAUGUGCAGUGAUGCGAAUUGUGUGGUAGUGACAGUUGGCUACCGGCUAGCACCAGAACAUCCGUACCCUGUGCCGGUGGAGGAUGCCCUUGAGGCUCUGGUCUGGGUGCAGAGUGAUGAAGGACGACGCGUAUUGGAAAUCAACCCAACCAAGAUCGCGAUUGGAGGCACUUCUGCAGGCGCCAACCUUUCGGUGGUGACUACACUCAAGGCCUCACUGCUGCCCACGUCUAUACCUAUCAUCUUCCAGAUCCUUAUUGUCCCCGUUAUUGACAAUACAGCCACAGAGGAGACUACUUGGGCGGCGAGGGCGAAAGCGCCGUGGCUGACGCCCGCUCGCAUGACAUGGUACCGGAAAAUGUACCUGCCUGAUCCGAGCCAGGCACUGAACUGGGAUGCUUCACCAAAUCAUGCAUCUCCUCAGCUCUUAACGAAAGUUCCCAGGACCUGGCUAGCUGUUGCUGAGCAGGAUCUACUUGCCCCUGAAGCGUUAUUGUUUGCAGCCCAGUUGCGUGGCGCAGGUGUCAACGUUGAGACCGUUGAAUACGAGGGCAUGACACAUACAAUCUUGGCCAUGAAUGGUAGGCGUCCAUAUUUUCUGCCAGGGAACGUUUUCUCUACACCUACAUGAAGCUAACUUAUCUUGCAGGAGUUCUCUCCAAAGGAAAGCAACUAAUGAAUGAUGCUGCGUGUGCUUUGAACGUGGCUUUCCAUCGUGCAAGCUAGAUAAAGUCAUCAA
Exophiala viscosa is the source of this 1059-nucleotide messenger RNA. RefSeq names its product alpha/beta hydrolase fold-domain-containing protein. The annotation marks the transcript as partial. Lineage: Eukaryota; Fungi; Ascomycota; Eurotiomycetes; Chaetothyriales; Herpotrichiellaceae. The record is from RefSeq and is a predicted model, not a curated record. Gene Ontology annotation, molecular function: hydrolase activity. The transcript has 3 exons.